UGAGGCUCUGUGGUUAUAAGUUUGCAUAGUGCUUAUAAAAAAAACUAUGCAGCAGUGCUGAUUAGAUUAGAGCAAUAGCUGGAUGAUAAAUGCAUGGUUUCUUAGCUUGUGUAGUUCAUUAGAAGUGAUGUGCACUCCUUCAGCCAAUGCUACACCCAUGUGGGUGGAGUUUGUGGGUGAUGAUUGACAGCCCAAGCUUGGUUUUUUAAGACAGAGGUGCUCACACAAAAGUACACACCUCCUUCAUGCACAGGCGAUAGAUGCACACACAGUUUGUCUCACGGCAGGACCUGCACCAUGAGCUGUGACCAGAACUACCCGUUGCCUCAGGUGUUUAUAGUGGAUGGAGGUGGAGGUCAGCAGCACGCCGACCAGCCACCGAGUCUGGUACCCUGCUGGUCCUUCCCGCCUCCCCAGGAGAGGGUGAGGAGUCGUGGGAAAAGUCCAGGCUGCAUGGGAGUCAGCUACUGCUCAGCCCUGACCGUGCUGAUGCUGUUCCUGCUGGUGUUUACAGCCCUGGGGUUCGAAGCCUACCAGAUCCACAACAUGCAGGAAGAACUGAAGGACCUGAGAAACCAAGGGGGGCAGUUCGAACCUGUGACUGAGUUUAAUGCACCUCAGAAGCAAAUUGGAUUUGGACCUGAGUUGAAAAAAGAGGAUGACAGACCUGCAGCACAUGUGAUAGGGAGGAUUGAAAUACACCCACGGAAGACUUUGCGGUGGGAUCCACGAGUGGGCCGGGCGUUCGUAUCUGGUGCAGUGGCGUACAGGUAUGAAGAUGGCGCCCUGCAAGUCAACGAGACCGGACUCUACCACGUUUACUCCAGAGUGGAGCUGAUCUUCAGGGCCUGCACUCCUGCAUCUUCAUUCAUUCACACUGUGUUUGUGAGGACAUCGGGGCGCUCCACUCCUAUGACCCUGAUGGAGGCCCACAGAGAGGGUUUCUGCUCUCUGCAGCAGAAACACGCCUGGACCACGGAGAGCUACCUCGGCUCCGCCCUGCAUCUGGAGAAAUCCGACAAAGUUUAUGUGAAUGUAUCUCAUCCCGAUUAUCUGACUCAUGCACAUUAUGCCAACUUCUUCGGUCUCUACAAGAUCUGAAGUCUUUAGUGUCGUAAUUUCACUCCAAUGAGAGAAUGUGACCUGGUCUGAAUCUUACUCAUCAUGUUGAAUGUGAUUGCUAUAAUGAAUGGCAUUAUAUAAAAUGGCCUGCACUGGUAAAAACUCAGGGAACUGAUUUACAAAUCGGUGGUUAAAUUAAUUGAAGCAGUUUCUAAACAGAUAUUGUGCCUUUUAUAAAUGUUAAGUCAGUUAACACUAACAUGCUAAUUUAGUUGUAGCAUUUUUAAAAUAUUUAUUUGAGUGUAAAUCUGACAUGUAUCAUAUCUAAAUGUGUGAAUAAAAGUGGUUUAUGGAGGUUGUUUGGACGGAAAUAAAGAGAUAAUUUAAGUUUUCAUGUGGUGAAACUGAGAAGUGCUUUGUUAGUAAAAUCUGAGAAGGGUUUCUAUGGGU
This is a messenger RNA of Centropristis striata (black sea bass), 1512 nucleotides long. RefSeq names its product Fas ligand (TNF superfamily, member 6) (gene faslg). Gene Ontology annotation, cellular component: membrane. The coding region runs from base 298 to 1101 and encodes 267 amino acids. The transcript is spliced from 4 exons. NCBI's taxonomy places the organism in Eukaryota, Metazoa, Chordata, Actinopteri, Perciformes, Serranidae. Gene Ontology annotation, molecular function: tumor necrosis factor receptor binding. The record is from RefSeq and is a predicted model, not a curated record. Gene Ontology annotation, biological process: immune response; positive regulation of canonical NF-kappaB signal transduction; extrinsic apoptotic signaling pathway via death domain receptors.